AUGGCCCCCGAGCAGGCCGUGAACGAAUCACAACACUCGCUUGAUCCUAUUCUCGCUGCUGUUCCAAAACGGACUUACACUGUUCAGAGUUUUACCAGCCCCCCAGACAGGUUAUUCGAAUAUGAAAAGGUUGAGCUGGGCGAUGCCUCGACUCCGAACCAUGCGCAGACUUUUGGCCAGUCCCCCGAAGGGCCUAAGCAAGCUAUCCGUACGGGCUUCUGGCCAAACUCAUACAAACUUCUCCCUCACUUUGCGGCUGGUGCUAUAAGUGUAGCAGUAGUCCAAUUGAGCUUCAGGAAUGAGUACUGGUAA
Messenger RNA from Cladophialophora yegresii CBS 114405, 312 nucleotides. RefSeq lists its product as uncharacterized. The transcript has a single exon. Bases 1 to 312 code for a protein of 103 amino acids. Lineage: Eukaryota; Fungi; Ascomycota; Eurotiomycetes; Chaetothyriales; Herpotrichiellaceae. The record is from RefSeq and is a predicted model, not a curated record.